Molecule: messenger RNA, 813 nt
Organism: Penicillium argentinense
Lineage: Eukaryota; Fungi; Ascomycota; Eurotiomycetes; Eurotiales; Aspergillaceae
Exons: 1
Coding region: 1-813 (270 amino acids)
Biological process (GO): proteolysis
Molecular function (GO): zinc ion binding; metallopeptidase activity
Source: RefSeq, a predicted model, not a curated record
AUGCCUCAACACCACCCAACUCUGGAGGCAGAACCGUCGAGCAAUUGGGUGGAAACUUUCAAAUCUCGAGUAGGAGCAGACAGCCUUGAAACUAUCAAUGUUGAUGAGACUUUCCAAGCUGUCUCGUACACAAUUGAUUUCUACCAAAACGAUGUGUCAAUCGCUAUCUCUACAUACCCAUGCGCAACACAGGGACCCGUGCUGAGGAAUCUCGCAGCGGAUGAUAUUGCCAGUGGUAUUGCCGAUAUCCAAUUUGGUCAUAACGGCAAAAUUGACCGCUGGAAAAAAGACACGACAAUCCAAUGGGCUGCUUACCUCCAGGGAUAUCCGACACCUGACCUUGCUGUCUAUGCGGCCCGUAAACUGAACGAAGCUGCCAUGAAAUGGAACAGUCUUUCGCUGGGUGUGAAAUUCAAGUGGGUCAGCCGGCUGGAAGAUGCGGCUUUUGUGCUCGGCUAUGGUGGUGAUCAAGGUCCCACCUGCGCAAGGGCGUUCUUUCCGAAUUCUAAUGACAUCAACCCUAUCUAUGUCUACAAGAGAGCUUUUGAAGCAGGUCUUAUCAACAACAUGGAUGGUUUUUUCCUGCACGAAUUAGGCCACGUACUGGGAUUGCACCAUGAAUUCGCUCCAGAGAAUCCAACGCAUGAGGGCAGGACCCUGACAUUUGGCACUCGGAAUCCAAAAUCUGUGAUGGGCUACACUUACCCACCCCGAAUGCAGCCAUCAGAUGAAGUGAGCACAAAACUAUUCUAUGAGUUUGCUGGAACUUCAAUUGAAGGCUGGCCAAUUCAGGAUUGGACCCCAAAUAACUGA